This is a messenger RNA of Lathyrus oleraceus (garden pea), 1590 nucleotides long. Its product is annotated as phosphopantothenoylcysteine decarboxylase. The transcript is spliced from 5 exons. Bases 468 to 1106 code for a protein of 212 amino acids. The record is from RefSeq and is a predicted model, not a curated record. Gene Ontology annotation, molecular function: FMN binding; phosphopantothenoylcysteine decarboxylase activity. Gene Ontology annotation, biological process: coenzyme A biosynthetic process. NCBI's taxonomy places the organism in Eukaryota, Viridiplantae, Streptophyta, Magnoliopsida, Fabales, Fabaceae. Gene Ontology annotation, cellular component: phosphopantothenoylcysteine decarboxylase complex.
CAACUGUUUCCACCUUGUAACGAGUCUUUUUGAUGCUGCCAUCUCUCUUUUUUUCAAUCCAAUGGUUGAUUGGCUAACAAAGACAAGUCAAAGCAAAUAGGCCGAAACCAACACAAACCCUCACAGACAUUUCAAUCUUAGGGUUUCUUACCAACAUUGUCUUGUGCUUCCUCUACCGCCGUCGUCAUCGCGCAAAUUCUGCUUCCUCUGCCGCCGUUGUCAUCGCGCACCACGACGCCACCACCGAUCAUUAAUCUUCUCGUCAGAAGCAUCCAGUGGAGCUACGUAAUGUUCUGAUCAGAAUCUGUUAACAAACCAGGGCUUCAAGACUUAGUGAGAAAAAAACCAAGAGUCUAGGAGUUCAUUUCACUUUUUCCAUUUCUUUGGUUUGAGGUUUGUUGUAUGAGUAGGCUGAAACUCCUGUUUGAAUGGUGGAUAUUUAAGAUCUUUGUUGAAAUUUUUGGUUGAUGAUGGCCUGCUCAGAACCUGUGAGUUCAGUGGGAGAUAAUAUGUCAGUGUCUGCUGCACCCAGGAAGCCUAGGAUUUUACUUGCUUCUAGUGGGAGUGUUGCUGCUGUUAAAUUUGCCAAUCUUUGUCAAUGUUUCUGUGAAUGGGCCGAAGUAAGAGCAGUUGCCACAAAUCCAUCCUUGUAUUUUAUUGACAGAACAGCGAUUCCCAAGGAUGUGAUUUUGUAUACGGACAACGAUGAAUGGUCUAGUUGGAAGAAACUAGGCGAUAGCGUGCUUCACAUUGAGCUUCGCAAAUGGGCUGAUAUCAUGGUCAUUGCUCCAUUAUCGGCAAACACUCUUGGCAAGAUUGCUGGAGGGUUGUGUGACAAUCUACUGACAUGUAUCGUCCGUGCCUGGGACUACAGCAAGCCAUUCUUUGUUGCACCUGCCAUGAACACUUUUAUGUGGAACAAUCCUUUCACAGAGAAGCAUCUCAUCUCUAUUGACGAGCUUGGUAUUUCCCUCAUUCCACCUGUUACAAAGAGGUUAGCUUGUGGGGAUUAUGGCAAUGGUGCAAUGGCUGAACCUUCUACCAUUUACUCCACUGUAAGGCUCUUUUAUGAGUCAAAGGCUCAGCAAGGUAAUGGCCGUGUUUAAUAGUGUUAGUUAUUCAUAUUCAUAGUUCACACUAUUAGAUUGAUCUUGAAUUCAGUAUGUUGUUAUGAUUGUCUCCUCCAUUAUGAUCUGGAACAUUGUUGAAGGUUUAAAAUGAGCAACUUAUUUCUCCUUUGGAACCUUGGCUGGAUGAAGACUCUCCAGAAGCUUGUGUUGAAGCACGAGACAAAGGAUUUGAGCCUACUUGAACCCAUCUCUACACAAAGCUACAUAUGAACCCAAAAAAUGGUCUAUAUAUUUCCAUGCCUACCAAAACAUUGAAACUCUCUAAUAAUUUAAUUGAUUUUUAAAUUGUAACAUGUAUAUAUGUGUAUAAUGUUGUGACAAUAUUAUUUUUCUACAAAAUCAAGAUAGUGCUGAAAACGUUAUGUUUAGAGAACUAAUGUAAUUAAACACCUUUGGUGAUGAUAAGAUCGUUAAGUUAGUUUUAUAAAAAAAAAAAAAGUAACUAAGGGCAUGAAACAAA